UCCGCGUCAGUUUUAAAUCUUGGACCUGAGCCACCACAAUAAUAUCACACAUUUGAGGGUGAGCUAUUUUGAAAAGUUAAAAUAAAAAAACAUUGGGACACAAACUCAAUACGACAUUCAGCUGUUUUGUUUCCUGAGAAAUGGAUCGUUUUCAUCAUUUUUCGCGAUUCAUGAAAACCAGGUGCAGACCAUCAUCUUCAUCAUCAUCAUCGUUACAAUUUUGUAUCAAGUUUCCCUUAAGGUGUGUUUAGUGAGUCAGUGUCAGUGAUGGAGGGAGAUUCUGUCACUUUAUUCACUGAUCUUACUGAAAUACAUGAAGAUGAUGACAUAGUGUGGACCUUUGGAUCCAAUAAGUCUCUGAUAGCUGAAAUCAGGAGAGCUGCUGGAGUCUACUCCACAUUUGAUGUUCCUGACGAGAGAUUCAGAGACAGACUGAAGCUGGACAAACAGACUGGAUCUCUGAUAAUCACAAACAUCACAACUCAACACACUGGAGAAUAUCAACUAGAGCUACGUGGAGCAAUACUAUCAUCACAAACAUAUCAUGUUUCUGUCUAUGCUCGUCUGUCUGUUCCUGUCAUCAGCAGUAACUCUUCACACUGUUCUUCAUCAUCAUCAUCAAAGCAGAAUUGUUCAUUGUUGUGUUCAGUGGUGAAUGUGGGUCAUGUGACUCUCUCCUGGUACAAAGGAAACAGUUUAUUGUCCAGCAUCAGUGUGUCUGAUCUCAGCAUCAGUCUCUCUCUACCUCUGGAGGUGGAAUAUCAGGAGAAAAACAGCUACAGCUGUGUGAUCAACAAUCCCAUCAGAAACCAGACCACACAUCUGGACAUCAGCAAACUCUGUCACACAUGUUCAGACUCUGUCCACUGUUGUGGUUUUACUGAAACUGUGAUCCGAUUGGUCCUCUCUGCUCUGGUGGGCGUGGCUUCAGCAGCUGUUCUGGUUUAUGACAUCAGAUCCACAAGAGGACGAAGGAUCUGAGGAUCCUCAAAUUCAAUUUUUUUCUUUACAUUUGUUAUGCGUUUUACUUUUUUAAUAUUAAUUUAUUAAUUCAUUCUUCAUUUAUAAUAAUGUAUUUAAUCAUAUAAUUUACAUUCAACAUUCUAGUAAUUUAUAUUCUUAUUUCAUAGAUUAAUUUAUGGAUUAGUCAUUUAUAUUAUUUAUAUUAUAUUGUUUUGCCAUUGUUUAGUCUUGACUAUGUGUUUCAAGGACUGUCUUCACGAAUAAGAGAUAUGAGGAAUGUUUUGGUAUAUAACAAUACUUUUUGAAUUUGUGCUGCUCAGACGAAGUCUAAGCAUUGAAACAUACACAGCUAAGACUGUUCAAUAAACUCUUCUUCUUUUA
Molecule: messenger RNA, 1344 nt
Organism: Carassius carassius (crucian carp)
Lineage: Eukaryota; Metazoa; Chordata; Actinopteri; Cypriniformes; Cyprinidae
Product: SLAM family member 9-like
Exons: 4
Coding region: 268-981 (237 amino acids)
Source: RefSeq, a predicted model, not a curated record